AACUCGUCCCAUAAAUCACAGGCUUCCUUCCUCUCUAUCAUUCAAUAUAUUAUGAACAGCUGGGCAGACUAUUCCCACUUAGAAUCCAUCAAAAUGCUUAUACUAAUGCCUGUUGCCUUGGAAGUCCUUGUCAUACACAGGCCACCACACGCUCACCUGCAAGAAGCACCAAGAACCACUUGACAGAUAUUGCCUAACCAACACGGAUAAGAUUUAUUGCUUGAUCAUAUGGAUAUGGGAAUUAUUUUUACUGGGUUGUGCUCGUUUUGGAUGGCUUGUAAUUGGCAUUGUUGGUAUUCGUUUCAGAAACCUUGGCUUGCUCCGAUUGGGCGAUGCAUCCUACGUUGCAGCUAAUUUGUUUCUUCCAAUAGUAGUGACUUGAUGUGGGAUAUUCGUUGGGCGUCUAGAUUUUUCUAGACUACUGGUAGCGAUUCUUUACAUUUUUUGGGGGUUAUAUAAAUGUGGAUGUGAGAUUGUUUUUAGAUUUGAGCUUGGUUGUGAGUGAGAAACAGCUGUUGGGGGAUUUUUGGUGUGAUGGAGAAGGUAUUGUUUGAUUCAAAGUUGGAGCUGGCCUUGUUCUUAGGGAGGAGGACAUGCUCAAAACCAUCGAUCAGUCCCAGGGGCGACCUAAGAUUCUCAGAAAAAGUGUGUUCCGUUCGAGAGAGAGGCUUUCAGGUGAAGGUUUCUUAUUCGAUUGCUAGAACAUCUACUGAAGAUAUCGAUUCCAUAGCCCCAAAAAGGUUAUUGAAAAGUGAUUCUUCUAUUAUAAAUGGAUCAAAAGUUGCUGCUUGUCUAUGGCCGUCUCCCACAGAGAAUUAUGUACUCGAUGCUUAUGAAGAUGAGUAUGGAGGAAUCAUCAUCAAAUCAGAGGGGUUGCCUUGGAAUGCAAAUAUCUUUGCUUCUGCCCUGCAACAAUCUCUUUCCCACUGGAAAGUAGAGGGAAAGAAAGGGAUAUGGUUAAAGUUGCCAUUGGAUCGCUCUGAGCUUGUUCCUAUUGCAGUUAAGGAGGGAUUCGAGUACCAUCAUGCGGAGCAAACAUACAUAAUGCUAACAUAUUGGAUUCCUGAAGGAACUUGCUUGCUUCCUGCCAAUGCAUCACAUCAGGUUGGGGUUGGGGGUUUUGUUGUCAAUGAUAAAAAUGAGGUGCUUGUGGUGCAAGAGAAGUAUAGUGCUUCAACAUUUGCAGGUCUUUGGAAACUACCUACAGGGUUCAUCCUUGAGUCUGAGGAGAUCUUUGCUGGAGCUGUGAGAGAGGUCAAGGAGGAAACUGGAAUCAAUACAGAAUUUGUGGAAGUGGUUGCUUUUAGGCAUGCACACCACCUGGCGUUUGGAAAAUCAGAUCUAUUUUUCAUCUGCAUGCUGAGGCCUUUAUCAAGCCAGAUUAAGAUUGAUGAGCUAGAAAUACAAGCAGCCAAGUGGAUGCCUCUCACUGAAUUCGUGGAGCAACCAUGCAUUCAGGACGACAACAUGUUCAAGAAAAUUAUCGACAUAUGCGUCGCACGGCUUGGUAAGCGCUACUGUGGCUUAGCGGCUCACCCGGUGAUCUCAAAAUUUGAUGGGAGAUCAUCUUCAUUGUACUAUAAUGUGGUGGAGCCUCAGGAUUUCAACUGCCAAGGAACUUGAAAGGCAUGAAUUGUUCUACUUUCUUGUUGCCAUGCGUCGAAUAAGCUUGGAUGAAGGUGAAGAAAUCAUAAUCCUGGAGCUGUUCUGCCCGAGUGGUAGCACUGGCAUCCAAUCCCAGAAAUAAUUUGUGAUUUGGUAUCUCCUUUGUACAUAUAUGUAUGAACGAUAUACCAAAUUGUACUCUUUAUUAUACUGAAAUAAUCUUCAUGGUCACAAUCAUCAAAAGGGAACAAUGCCAUUUUUAGAAGCGUUCCUUGGCCAUGAUAAAUUGCUUCAAAUAAUGAAAAUGUGAACAUGGCGUAUUCCUGCUCAGAACGGGAACUAUUUAG
This is a messenger RNA of Elaeis guineensis (African oil palm), 1952 nucleotides long. The record is from RefSeq and is a predicted model, not a curated record. Lineage: Eukaryota; Viridiplantae; Streptophyta; Magnoliopsida; Arecales; Arecaceae.